Molecule: messenger RNA, 1997 nt
Organism: Cylas formicarius (sweet potato weevil)
Lineage: Eukaryota; Metazoa; Arthropoda; Insecta; Coleoptera; Brentidae
Product: glutathione hydrolase 7-like
Exons: 7
Coding region: 396-1850 (484 amino acids)
Biological process (GO): glutathione catabolic process
Cellular component (GO): plasma membrane
Molecular function (GO): glutathione gamma-glutamate hydrolase
Source: RefSeq, a predicted model, not a curated record
CUAGAGUUGAAGUUUUUAUGUUUCUGAGAUAUCAGGUACAUUCUUUAAAAACUAAUCGCUCUUGCCGAAUAAUGCGUCCACUUCUACCCAUUAUGAAAUUAUUCUUUAAUUUAAUGAAUGAUUGGGUUGAAUUUACAUUUAAUCCAAGCCACUUGCCUAAAAUCUAGCGAGUAAAAUGUUCACCUCUUUGACGGUCUCGAGGAGCAAAACUAUCAAACCGAUCACCACCUCGCAAGUCAAGGAAGUGGAAGUAAGGCGCGAUUAAAGCACUUGGAAACGUUACCGUAAGGCGUUGUUAGUCAUUCGCCUGUGAAAGUCGCUGGUCGGUCGUUAAUGUGUUCCGUUUGCAGUGCGUUGUUUACAAGUAAUAUGUAAUACUUUUGCGUUCGGGAAAUAUGACUUCCACGAACACCGCCUCAGCGACCGCUCCGGAUACAUUUCGCGAGGAUAUCCCGUUAAACCAGGCGGGCCUGAAGACGCCGAAAUGGUACAAGUGCCACGACGACAGCCUCAGCGGCUCUAAAUUCGUAAACGUCGCCUUUGGAACACUGACCGUCGUCAUCACCGCAGCCCUCCUAAUCCAAAUCUACUACGGCGAUUAUCAGGUUGUUCCGCAUGGAAGCGUCGCCUCCGACAGCCUUGAAUGUUCGAGGGCGGGCACGAAAAUUUUAAAGGAGGGCGGCAACGCGGUGGACGCCGCAAUUGCCUGCACUUUGUGUUUAGCCGUUGUGACGCCACACGUCACGGGAUUAGAUGCGGAGGGGCAAAUGAUGAUUUACAACCACCGGGAUCGUCUCCCGCCCACAGUAAUAAAUUUCAGCGUCUCCAAUACACCCACCCUAAAAUUACCCUUUCUGGUGUCGGGAUUGGCUUACAUCCACCGACAACGCGGCACCUUACCCUGGCAUGAUCUCGUUAAACCCGCAGCUGACCUCGCCAAGAACGGUUACGUCGUAUCGAAGAUGCUGGUACAGGCAGUGAACAAGGCAAAUGCGCAACAUCGUUACGGCCGUUUGGAGCCCGGACAGCUGCUGUCGCACCAGGUUCUUGCAGACACCCUCGCAACGAUCGCAAAUAUUACCAAAGAAGACCUGUAUACAAACUACAUCGACUCUGCUAACGAACCCGUCGGAUCUCCAGCGAUAAAAUCAACAUUUUACGGUUACAAUAUCUACGUUCCUGGGGUCGAGACGGUCGGACCCGCGCUGCUGGACAACCUUAAGGAAAUCGAAAAGUAUAACUUCACAGACGCCGCAGGGGCACCAGUGCCCCAACGCUUUCACGCCCUCGUCGACGCCACGCUCGGCACUUACAAGAAAUUUAACCUUUCCACGAGCUUCCAUCAAGGCACAGGUUCAAAUGUUGCGGUUAUGGAUUCCGACGAGAACUACGUGUCGCUUGUGACGGGCAUGUACGACCUGUUCGGCGAUAAAGAACAGAACGAGUUUGUUUACGUGCAAGACGUAAAGGAGAGACCGCGACCUUGCAGCCGCAUCGCCCUCAUAGUGACUGACAAUAACUUUAUCUGCGGCCGUAGAAUCGUUCUGGGGGCGGACAACGUCGCGAUGGCCACCCAACUUCUAGCAAAUCUUGUAAUUGGCGGACAAAAUGUCACGGAGGCGAUCGAGAGCGCCAGAUUUCACGUUAUGACCGAUGGAACAAUCGGAGUUGAAGUCGCUCGUUCGCCUACUUUUUCGGAAUCGACCGUUCGGUACUUUGAGGAGAUAACAGGGAACAAGGUUGUCGCAAUUGACGAGCCUUACAAUAGCAGUAACAGCGUGGAAAAGUGGAAAGACGAUUUGGUUUCGCAUUCCGACAGUCGUGGCGGUGGAAUAGCGAGCCGGUUCUAGAUUGUGAAUUGUGAUCUUGUGAUUUGUACUUAAUUGUUAUUUAUAAUUGUUGCACAAUUAAAAAUAAAUUAAGUUUUCUAUCUUGUAUAUGGAUUAUCAGAAACUUUGUUUUUGGGAAGUGUACUAAUAAAAGUAUAGGAGAAAAGA